This is a messenger RNA of Mobula hypostoma (lesser devil ray), 5935 nucleotides long. It is a transcript of the gene cacna1sa, whose product is annotated as calcium channel, voltage-dependent, L type, alpha 1S subunit, a. NCBI's taxonomy places the organism in Eukaryota, Metazoa, Chordata, Chondrichthyes, Myliobatiformes, Myliobatidae. The transcript has 43 exons. The coding region runs from base 191 to 5605 and encodes 1804 amino acids. Gene Ontology annotation, cellular component: voltage-gated calcium channel complex; membrane. Gene Ontology annotation, biological process: calcium ion import across plasma membrane. Gene Ontology annotation, molecular function: calcium ion binding; high voltage-gated calcium channel activity. The record is from RefSeq and is a predicted model, not a curated record.
CCCUCUCCCCUCUCCCCUCCCCCUCUCCCCUCUCUGUCGAUGCAGCUGUUAGCUGCCUGGACGAGUCCCAUAGCUCUGCCUGCUCUAAUUUUAUCCGUUGUGGUAUUUCUGGGCGGCCGUGGUCAGCACAUCGCGCUUUGAGCGAGCAGGCAGAGACCCCGGGACAGUGGGGGGAGAGAAGCCCACCACCAUGGAGGCGAAGCCUGAGGCGGACGGGGACGUGGCCCUCCGGAAGCGACCCGACAGCAAGAAGGGCAAGAAGCCGGUAUGUGUGGGGCCACCGCGACCACCAAGGUCCCUACUGUGCCUGAGUCUCAGAAACCCGCUCCGCAAACUCUGCACCAGCAUCGUGGAGUGGAAACCGUUUGAAAUUAUCAUCCUCAUUACCAUCUUCGCCAAUUGUAUCGCUCUUGCCGUGUUUGAGCCUCUCCCGGAAGAUGACACCAAUUCCUUCAACUUCAAGUUGGAAAAAGUUGAGUAUAUCUUUCUGAUAAUAUUCACGAUAGAAGCAAUUCUUAAAAUUAUCGUGUAUGGAUUCCUCUUUCACCCGGAUGCCUACCUACGGAAUUUCUGGAACAUCUUGGACUUUGUCAUUGUGUUUGUUGGUCUCUGCACAGUGGUCCUGGAGCACCUCAGCCCAUCUGCCAAAAGCGCAGGGUUUGACGUGAAGGCACUUCGAGCAUUCCGAGUGUUGAGGCCACUGCGUCUGGUGUCGGGCGUUCCCAGUUUACAGGUGGUGUUAAACUCGAUCAUCAGGGCGAUGGUUCCUCUCCUGCAUAUCGCUCUGCUUGUCCUCUUCAUGAUCAUCAUCUAUGCUAUCAUCGGCCUCGAGCUGUUCAUGGGCAAGAUGCACAAGACGUGUUACUUCACUGGAACAGAUAUCAUAAUGGAGGAGGACCCAGCACCUUGCGCCCACGCGGGCACAGGCCGACACUGUACCCUGAAUGGAACUGAGUGCAGGUCAGGCUGGCCUGGACCCAACAGCGGCAUCACGCACUUUGACAACUUUGGCUUUGCAAUGCUAACCGUGUACCAGUGCAUCACCAUGGAGGGCUGGACUGACGUCUUGUACUGGGUUAAUGAUGCCAUAGGUAAUGAGUGGCCUUGGAUCUACUUUGUCAGCCUUAUCCUGCUGGGAUCUUUCUUUGUACUCAACCUAGUCCUCGGUGUUCUAAGUGGGGAGUUCUCCAGAGAGAGAGAAAAGGCCAAGUCACGGGGAGACUUCCAGAAGUUCCGGGAGAAACAACAGCUAGAUGAAGAUCUGAAGGGAUACCUGGACUGGAUCACCCAUGCAGAGGACAUUGACGUGGACCACGUCAGGCACCGAGAAGGGAUACUGGCGUCAGAUGAGACAGGCUCCUUGGGCUCUCAGGAACUACUCAGGAUGGAGGGAAUGAGUCUGCUCUCACGCAUCAUCUGGCGAUGUCAAAGGUGUAAUCCAAUGUUCCGACGGAAAUGCAGGGAGCUAGUGAAGUCCAAGUUCUUCUACUGGCUGGUGAUCUUCCUGGUUUUCCUCAACACACUAAUGAUAGCUACUGAGCAUCAUCUUCAACCCAACUGGCUGACUGACGUUCAAGACACAGCCAACAAGGUGCUCCUGUCCCUGUUCACAGUGGAGAUGAUUCUGAAGAUGUACAGCCUCGGCCUGCAGGCCUAUUUUGUCUCCCUCUUCAACAGGUUUGACUGCUUUGUGGUGUGUGGAGGGAUUCUAGAGACAAUCCUGGUGGAGGUGCAGGUGAUGUCUCCGCUGGGAAUCUCUGUUCUCCGCUGCAUCAGGCUCCUGAGGAUCUUCAAGAUCACCAGAUAUUGGACUUCACUGAGCAACCUUGUGGCAUCACUACUGAACUCUGUGCGAUCCAUCGCAUCCCUUCUACUCCUCCUUUUCCUUUUCAUUAUUAUCUUUUCCCUGCUUGGAAUGCAGCUGUUUGGUGGGAAGUUCAACUUUGCUGACAUGCGCGUACGGAGGAGUACUUUCGACACUUUCCCUCAAGCCCUUCUGAGCGUCUUUCAGAUCCUUACUGGUGAGGACUGGAAUUCUGUUAUGAAUGACGGGAUCAUGGCUUACGGAGGCCCUUCCUUCCCCGGCGUCCUUGUCUGCAUCUACUUCAUCAUUCUGUUUGUCUGCGGAAACUAUAUCCUGUUGAAUGUUUUCCUGGCCAUUGCAGUCGACAAUCUGGCUGAGGCAGAGAGUCUGACGUCAGCUCAAAAGGAAGCUGCUGAGGAAAAGAAGAGGAGAAAACUGGAGAGGGCUGCCCAUCCAGGCCGAUCAGAAGAAGAGAAGUUGCUUUUGAAGAAACUUGAGCUGGCAAAGCUGAAAGCUGAGGGGAUUCCCACCACUGCCAAGCUUAAAGUCGACGAAUUUGAGGCCAAUGUGAAUGAGGUGAAGGAUCCCUAUCCCUCUGCCGAUUUUCCAGGUGAUGAUGAGGAGGAGGAACCAGAGUUCCCGCUAAGUCCGCGACCUCGACCUCUCACCGAGCUCCAGCUGAAAGAGAAGGCUGUGCCCAUGCCCAACGCCAGCUCCUUCUUCAUCUUCAGUCCUGAAAACAAAUUACGCAAAUUAUGUCACCGAGCGAUCAAUGCCACCACAUUCACCAACUUCAUCCUCCUCUUCAUUCUACUCAGCAGCAUUUCACUGGCUGCUGAAGAUCCCAUCCGAGCGGACUCCUUUCGCAACCAGGUCCUGGCCUAUUUUGACAUUGCUUUUACUGCCAUAUUCACCAUGGAAAUUGUGCUGAAGAUGACGACCUAUGGUGCGUUCCUUCACAAAGGCUCUUUUUGCCGGAACUACUUCAACAUCCUUGAUCUACUUGUGGUCAGCGUUUCUCUUAUCUCCUUUGGAAUCCAGUCCAGUGCGAUCUCUGUGGUAAAGAUUCUGCGUGUCCUCCGUGUACUCAGACCUCUGCGAGCAAUUAACAGAGCAAAGGGACUAAAGCACGUCGUACAGUGUGUGUUCGUGGCAAUAAAGACGAUCGGAAACAUUGUGAUUGUCACAACUCUCUUACAGUUCAUGUUUGCCUGCAUCGGCGUGCAGCUCUUUAAGGGAAAAUUUUAUUCCUGUACUGAUCCCUCCAAGAUGACAGCGGAGGAGUGCAAAGGACAUUUCAUUGUCUACGGUGAUUCAGGCCAGAUUACAGUCCAGGAACGGAUGUGGGUGAACAGCGACUUCAACUUCGACAAUGUCCUCUCUGCCAUGUUGGCUCUCUUCACAGUCUCCACCUUCGAGGGGUGGCCACAGUUACUGUAUAAGGCAAUUGACUCCCACACCGAAGACAUGGGCCCUAUCUACAACUACCGUGUGGGUAUCUCAAUCUUCUUCAUUGUCUACAUCAUUCUGAUCGCUUUCUUCAUGAUGAACAUCUUUGUUGGGUUCGUGAUAGUUACCUUCCAGGAACAGGGGGAGACAGAGUACAAGAAUUGUGAGCUGGACAAAAACCAGCGCCAGUGUGUUCAAUAUGCCCUAAAGGCCCGGCCCCUGAUGAGAUACAUUCCCAAGAACCCUUACCAGUACAGGGUAUGGUACGUGGUGACCUCCUCCUAUUUUGAGUACCUCAUGUUUGCCCUCAUCCUCCUCAACACCAUUUGCCUCGGGAUGCAGCAUUACGAGCAGUCAGAGGAGAUGGACCAGCUGUCUGACAUGUUGAAUGUGGUCUUCACCGGACUGUUUGCACUGGAGAUGGUCUUCAAACUCUGCGCUUUCAAAGCCAAGGGUUACUUCGGAGACCCCUGGAAUGUUUUUGACUUCCUGAUUGUUAUUGGGAGCAUCAUUGAUGUCAUCCUCAGUGAAGUAGACAUAGCUCUUGCCUCCAGCGGGGGUCUCUACUGCCUGAGUUCUGGAUGCGGAUCCAGUGAUUCCGAGGACACCUCCCGCAUCUCCAUCUCUUUCUUCCGCUUGUUCCGCGUGAUGCGGCUGGUCAAGCUGCUGAGCCGAGGAGAGGGUGUGCGAACUCUGCUGUGGACAUUCAUCAAGUCCUUCCAGGCCCUUCCCUAUGUCGCACUCCUCAUCGUGAUGCUGUUCUUCAUAUAUGCAGUCAUCGGGAUGCAGGUCUUCGGUAAGAUUGCCAACGUGGACGGGGCUCAGAUUAAUCGGAACAACAAUUUUCAAACCUUCCCGCAGGCUGUGCUCCUGCUCUUCAGGUGCGCCACGGGGGAGGCCUGGCAGGAGAUCAUGUUGGCAUGCCAGCCUGGCAAGCUAUGCGACCCAGAGUCUGACUACCAACCUGGCGAGGAGUACACGUGUGGCACCAACUUCGCCGUCUUCUAUUUCAUCAGCUUCUACAUGCUCUGCGCCUUCCUGAUUAUUAACUUGUUUGUGGCAGUUAUUAUGGACAAUUUUGAUUAUCUGACGCGGGACUGGUCGAUCCUGGGCCCUCACCACCUCGAUGAAUUUAAAAGGAUCUGGGCCGAAUAUGAUCCUGAUGCUAAGGGACGGAUCAAACAUUUGGACGUAGUGACCCUGCUCCGUCGUAUCCAGCCCCCACUGGGGUUUGGGAAGUUUUGCCCCCACCGUGUGGCCUGUAAGAGGCUGGUCUCCAUGAAUAUGCCAAUGAACAGUGAUGGCACUGUCACUUUUAAUGCCACCCUCUUCGCGCUCGUCCGGACAGCCCUCAAAAUUAAAACGGAAGGGAAUUUUGAACAGUCUAAUGAGGAACUGAGAGCAAUUAUCAAAAAGAUUUGGAAACGCACAAGCAUGAAACUACUUGACCAAGUGAUUCCCCCUAUUGGAGAUGACGAAGUGACUGUUGGCAAGUUCUACGCCACCUUCCUCAUCCAGGAACACUUCCGAAAAUUCAAGAAACGUCAGGAGGAAUAUUACGGAAUUCUCCCGUCUAAGAAGCAGACUGCCAAUGAGAUUGAGCUUCAAGCUGGACUACGCCACAUCGAAGAGGAUGUUGGUGAGAAGCUCCACCGCACCGUGUCCGGAGAGCUGCCGUUUGACGAAGGAGAGCGGACAAUCGAAGAUGGUGGACUGGACGAGACAAUAUACAGGAGAGCAGGAGGGCUGUUCGGAGGCCAGACUGAUGGCUACCAGCUGGACAGAAGUGGUUCCUAUCAACAACAGAUCACUAGCCAAAGGCCACUGCAGUUCAGUAAAUCUGAGGGCGGGGAGGAGGCGGACAGUCCACACAGCCGACUCACUGACCUGCCAUUUAACACCAUCGAAUUCUUCCCAUCAACAGAGAACAAGAACAUGAAUAACUCAAACCCUAAAGGCCACAGCAGAUUUUACUACGAAGAUGAAUUUGAAAAAGAAAUUGCGACAUUUGACACCAGUGAUGAGCUGGAUGUCCGACUGAUCCAGCCCAGGCAGCUGUCUGUCCCAGCAACAGGGUGGAAGCUGAACUACCCGGUGCGCCACAUUACCCCAGAAACGUCAGGGACAGCACAACAGCAAGAGACGCAACUCCUGGGUCAACACUGCCCUGAUGAAGAGGUAGAAGAGGCCCAAAGACUACCCAGAGCAGCCAGUGACCCAGCCUUUGUGAUCAUCACUGUGGGGACCUGCCAGACAGAUCAGCCUCCACCAACACUGAAUCCACCUACAGCUCGCUCCCUGGCCAUAGAUCCCACAAUUCUGGUCUCUGACUCUUCCAAGCGGAAACACUGAAGACGUCCUCCGACCAUGCGGAAGACGGGGAGACCUUCCGAUAGCCAGGCCUGUUGACUGUUUAGUUUGUGACGUGUGUUUGCGGAGCAGUGAAGGGGACAUGAGAGGGUUCGACCAGUAAUGGACAGUGUGAGGAUGCAGGCCAUUAAAGGGGGCUACAGGAGAUGAAGACAUAUUGGAAAAACCACACGGUUAUUGUGUUCCAACCCAGUUUAUGCAGGCCUCAGGGCUUGAUGACAAAUUGUAGUUAUGCUGUGUUUUUAUUUGGUUGUUACUGAGUUGUAUUAUUAUGUGGGUGUAAAUGGUGCUCAUUAAACACUCUGUGGUCGA